Podarcis lilfordi (Lilford's wall lizard) is the source of this 10442-nucleotide messenger RNA. The record is from the annotation of a GenBank genome assembly. NCBI's taxonomy places the organism in Eukaryota, Metazoa, Chordata, Lepidosauria, Squamata, Lacertidae.
GGCGGGCCCUGGCGGCGGGCGGCGCGGUUGCCGGGAGCCGUCGCCAAUGAGGAGGCCCCGAGUGGGCGGGCCCGCGCGGCGGGCGGCUCUGGGGUUCCGUGUGGAAAGGAGUGCGAGGGGGUUCGGGUGCAAAGUUUAGUUUCAAACCGUCUGCAAAGAACGGCGGUGCCGCUGCUGCUGCUGCUGCUGGUGGUUCUCCUUCGAACAGACGGAGGCGGCGGCUGAGGAGAGCGGAAGCAAAGGAGCCGGAGCGUCGACAGCCUGAAGCGGCCGAGGCGCAGUCGAAGAGCCGCCGGCCGCCGCUCCCCCACCUCCCUCGGCAACAGCGGCCGCUUCGUGGGCGCCGCCUGGGUCCUGCCGGGUCCGCUCCGUCUCGGGCGAAGAUGGGCGCGGAGGCUCCGGUCCGGCGCCGGCACGGGUGCCGCCGGGCGCGCCUGAUGUGCAUGCUGGCGCUGACCUUCCUGUUCUUCGUGGUGGAGGUGGCGGUGAGCCGCGUGACGGACUCGCUGGCCAUGCUGUCGGACUCCUUCCACAUGCUGUCGGACGUGAUGGCGCUGGUGGUGGCGCUGGUGGCCGUGCGCUUCGCCGAGCGCACCCGCGCCACCAAGAAGAACACCUUCGGCUGGGUGCGCGCCGAGGUGAUGGGCGCGCUGGUCAACGCCGUCUUCCUGACGGCGCUCUGCUUCACCAUCCUGCUCGAGGCCAUCGAGCGCUUCACCGAGCCCAACGAGAUCAAGCAGCCCUGGGUGGUCAUCGGCGUCGGCGCCGCGGGGCUCCUCGUCAACGUCCUGGGGCUCUGUCUCUUCCACCAGCACGGCGGCGGCGGAGGAGGUCACGGCCACUCGCACGGGGGAGGAGGAGGGGGCCACCGGCGCCGGGGCAAGGCAGAGCAGCCUCCCGGAGAGCGGCAGAAAGAGGAGGAGACCAACACCCUGGUGGACAAUUUCAGCAGCUUCAAUGGAGUCAGCCUGGAGAAGCUAGGUGAGCUGGGGGGGGGGGGGAGGGUGGGCGAGCAGGCCUCCCCUCUGCCCGGGGAUGCCUGGCUUCUCCCAGACACAGCCCCAAAUAUGAGGGGUACCCGGAAGCGGUCGGAGCCUCCAUCAGAAUCAGGUUAUUGGGCUGAACAGGUCUUUAAUAUUCCCACUAAGCUGAUGGCAUGGCAAUAUUUCUAGUCUGCACAAGAGCUUGUAAGCAGCACUUCUAAGCAGACAUUUGCAUUCCGUAGGUUCAAAGAUAAAAUGAAACUGCCCUUUCAUGAGGAGUUGCACACUUCAGAUCUUGUAGUCAUGGUGGUGGUAGUUGUCGUCGGUGCAUAAUCUGCCUCCUAUUGCAACUUGGUUCCAUUUAAAGACCUGGCAAAAGGGGAAGUGCUACUGGAAACCAAUACCAUGCAAAGGCUUUGGGUGUAGAUCAAGGAAUGUCAAGGAGCUCAUUCUGCCCAUCAGGAAUGUUGGGAAGGCAGUUAACAAAAGCUGCUGCAGCACCCAUUCGUUCUGUUUUAUGGAAGGACCCCUUUGUACAGAACAGGAACACACCUUACUUUAUAGAAUAAGUACCUUGAAUUCCCUACAUGAAAGCCACCAACAUUUCACAGUCUUUGCUGGUGGCAUUAAGCUUUCGCAGAACGCAAGGAAAGGCCUACUGCAGUGCUUUUCAAAUUUCUUACCUUUAGAGUCCCCUUCCCAAGAUGUCUGCUGAGACAACCCAGCAUGUCUACCUUUGAACCUUGCAGAGGAGUCUGAUGCAAAUUUUAAAGCACAUAUGUCAGGUCAGGUAUGCCUUCCAUCCUACGUUAAUGAAAAGUAUGACUUUAGGAACCAUAAGUUCCUGUGACCAUGCAUUGCAGGGGAAAUUCAGUAGUGGUGGACAAGCUGCUACAGAGGAAGUUACUGCUGUCAAUGUUCUUGCCACUGAGAAACCCUUGGACUUCUCAGAACAGUUUUGACAACUGAGGUCCUACAAUCAGCCUUCUUUCUUUUACAGCUUGAUGAAGGAAACUUUAUAUCCUAUAGCACAAUUUGGGCUCAUGGGGAAAUCUGCAGAACCCACUAUGUAAGGGUUAACACAUUGCAUUAAAGUAGACAGAGUGGCAAAGCUCACAGGAAGCUGCAGCUUCUGUUAACUGCCUUACCAACAUUCCUGAUGAGCAGAAUGAACUCUACUGACAUUCCUGAUCUACACCCAUAGCCUUUGCAUGGUAUUGGUUCCAGUAACUAGAAGCACUUCCUCUUUUGCCAGGUCUUUAAAUGGAGCCAAGUUGCAGUAGGAAGCAUAUUAUCCAUAGAUGACAAUGAUCAUGACUAUAGAUGUGGAAUGUAAAAUUCCUUAGGAAAAAGCAGUUUUGUUUUAUUUCUGAUCCUACAGAAUACAGUGUCCGUUUAUAAGUGUUGCUUACAGCUCUUCUACAGACUUGAAAUAUUGCAAAACCAUCAGUGUAGUCAGAAUAUUAAAGACCUAUUCAGCCCGAUAUAAUUUCCUGGGAUAGUACCAAAAUAAAAGUGGAGUGGUGCAAAUGUUUACAUUGUUGCUCAUUGCUAUGUCAGCUGAACUACUUCGCUCUGCUUUGGUAUUCUUGCUUAACUUUGUUUUCAUUAAAGUUUUUAUCAUUAGUAAUUUGGUUUUUGUAAAAAAAUGAAAAUAAAGGCCCUAUGUAGUUGGACUGUCAUCUCUUAAUUUCAGGCCACUGGAACUCAUAAUUGAUCCUAGCAACACCUCAGAUGAAAGAAUUUAUCUACUGUAGAAAUAAAUGAGAAUAUAUGGCAAUGCACUACAUUUAAUAUAAUUUUAGUUUAUGCCAGUAAAUUAUUUUACGUCUGUAUUUCAUGUUUUAAUAGGGAGUCAGUGCUAGGAUAAUAGUCGGGCGGCAUAUUAUGACAUAUCUGGCCAAGUAGUUGUAUGGCAAAGUUCCCUUUCAUAGAGAAGUGGACCGACUUCUCUCUUUCUGUCUCUAGAGGGUGCAUGUCUUAUUUCUACAACCCACCAGUCAUCCUAAGUAUUGACACCUAGGUAGCACACUGUUGUUCCUCUAGGACUGUAUGUGGCCCAGAGUUUUCCACUGAAGCUAGUCCAUACAGUUGAAGGAUGAUUAGCUGUCAACAGACUACACAGCUAUAUUUUCUUUACUGAACUGCAGGUGAAUGGAAUUAAAUAUAUUUUAAAAGUUAUUCCAAGCAUGGCAAACCUUGUAUGUCCUGCCCCAUGUAUAGUAAGGAUUUUAAGUUGAACGUAAGCUUUGCAAAAUACUAGAGGGGCAUAAACUUAGUCUGGCAAUAGUUGGAGGUGAUAAAUGUUAGGCCUGGCAGGACAAGACUAGCACAAUUAGGCAAUAUGCUGGCUUAUUCACUGAGCUUUAUUUCUUGGUGCAAAACAGGAAGGAGGGAUUUCUUGAGUAGUUCCUAUAGCUGCAGGUCAUGAAGCCUAAUAGUGUUGUAUCAGUGUGCUUAGUUCAUAUCUUAAGCAUAUACCUGUUAGCAGGCAUUGACUUUCUGCUACUUUUAAAAGCUGUCUUUUUUUAGUAUGCAUGAACAUAACUCUUGAACUCACUUGAGGAUGCUACUUCUGGGACUUGUAAAGUACAUUAUAUAGGUGGAGUUUACCUGGUGAAACAAGUGUGGGAGUUGUGAUGGUUUCCAGUUCUACCGGUUAUAUUGGUGAAAUCACCAGGCAAAAUUUUGCUCACAGUCGGUAUCCAUGCGUGAAUAUCUCAAAAACUUCUUGCAGUUCACAAAAAGAAAAAUCUCAUUUGAUGUAAUGGCUGGUUUGUUUUGGCAAACCCAUUUGUAUGACAUUCUAGUGUGAGAACAAUUGCUUGUGUCAAAAAGCUGCAGAGAGGUUUCUCAAAACUAUUGGUAUCUGGGACAGUCUCUUUUAUCUGAAUCAGAAUUGAGGGCACACUUGUGAAGGAAGAUGGGUGCAUGUUUGUUUCAAUAAAAUUCAAAGUUGAAAUAAAUUCCAGUUCAAAAUAAUACUUGCAUAACAAAGGCUGCAGUAAUGGCAUUUGACUUCAUAUGGUCUUGACAGAUGCCACUCUUUUUGGAUAGACAUCACCUGCCAUUGCAGUGACAUGGCUUCUCUGCCAUGUCAUUGUGGACAUGUAGGCAUGUAUAAGCUGCUUCAUAUCUGUGACAUGAUUUUUCAUGGUAGUGACAUAUUUCAACUGAUGGUACCUGUUGUGCAGACUGGAGCUUUAUUUUUUGGAAAAUAUGAAAUGUCUCACUUCUCUCCCCAUUCCUUGCUGCACACAGACUGCAUGCUCCUUUAAUCUUCCCUCCCUUUCCACCCAAUCUUACUGAAUCAUUACCAAAUUUAAUAAAACAAUGCAUGAGAGCUAGUGUAGUGUUGUGAUUCUGAACUUAGAAGCCUCCAUUCAGUUCUUAGCUCCGCCACCAUCAAGCCACCCUCUCUCAGCUGGCUCCCUUGUAAUACAGAUAUAAUAGUGACCUACUUUAGUGUUAUAAUAAGGAAUACUGAGAAUACAUGGAAUCCUUUGAAUGCUCUGAAUCAGUAUUUCUAGAUUGCAAGUCAGAACCCAUAGCUGGGGCAAAUGCCCAAUCAAGACUAGCAAAAAUACCACCAUUUUGUUGUUUUUAUCCUCUUGGGUUAGGAUAUUAACCCCCCCCCCCCCAAUGAGAAGAGCAGAAAGGUGGUUAUAGUAUUAAAAUAUUAAUAUUGGGAUUCCUUAUUACAGGUUGCUGUUAAAAGUGGGUCUGUGAUCUGAAAAGAAGACUUCUCUCUAUAGUGUUUGAAAAACUAGUGGUUCCAAAACUCUACAAAGAGACCUGCCUUCUAUAACUCCUCUCCUCCAAAUUUUAUAUUGUCCCCAAUAUUGCUAGCAGUCUGUUAACCAACCCCCCAAAAGGCUUCCUAUCCAUGUAACAAUGUUGCUCUUGUGUUUGCAGGUGAUGGGGCAAAAGAGAACCAAAUGGAACUUCAGCCAAAUGGGAAUAUUGAUAAUGACACCUCUCUGGACAUAGAACCUGACGAAGACACUAGUGGUCAACUCAAUAUGCGUGGAGUAUUUCUUCAUGUUCUUGGAGAUGCCCUGGGCUCCGUUAUUGUUGUGGUGAAUGCUUUAGUAUUUUACGCUUACUGGACUCCUUGCCCCAAGGAUGGGCCUUGUAUUAACCCAUGUAUCAAUGACGAUUGUGCAGAAAACAUUACUCAGUUGUCUUCUAGAAUGAAUGCAACUGAGUUAUGGAAAAUUCCUGUAGCUGGUCCCUGCUGGGUUCUAUAUUUAGAUCCUGCAUUGUGUCUCAUAAUGGUUUGCAUUCUGCUCUAUACAACUUACCCACUUCUUAAAGAAUCUGCCCUUAUCCUAUUGCAAACUGUUCCGAAACAAAUUGAUAUUCGUUCUUUAAAUGCGAAACUCCGCAAACUGGAAGAAGUUGAAGCUGUCCAUGAAUUGCAUGUUUGGCAGCUGGCAGGAAGCAGGAUCAUUGGCACUGCUCACAUUAAAUUUAAGGACCCAGAAACAUACCUGAAAGUUGCGAAGGAUAUUAAAGAGAUAUUUCAUGAUGAAGGGAUACACGCAACAACCAUACAGCCUGAGUUUACUAUUGGGGAGGCUGUAACCAAAUGUGAACUUCCCUGCAGAACCCAGUGUGCUCUGAAGCAGUGUUGUGGAACUACGGAAAAGACUAGUGCAAAGAAGACCGAUAAGUCCCCUUCCGUUUCUAUUUCUUUCUCUGAAAUAGCCAUUGACUCUUCACAACACAAAACCAGGAGGACUAAAUCAGAGUGUAUACCUGCUGUAAAGCUUGGGGAAGAUCCUAACAAACAAUUUGAAUCGUCUUUGUAAUUCCCAAAGUUGUGCUGAAUGAAGUCUGCAUUCAACCACAGGUUGAUUUUGAGAAGAAAGACUAGCAUUAAAGAGACAAGUUGCAAAGUAUUGUAAUUGUUGAAAUCCCUGUUCUGGUCAUAAUACUUAAAUCUAGGCUGCCUGUUUGAAAGGAUAUAAUUGUGCCGUCCCAACACAAUAUGUGCUUGUGUUAACUUUUAGUUGAACUGCACCGAAAAGUUUACAGAUGCUUCAACAACUCUGGAGAACCAGUAUCAACAUUUCUGCCAAGAUGCUUUUUUUUUUUUUUUGGAUUAAAAAUUAAAAUUGAGUUCUUCAGCAACCCAUUUCUCCAUUUGGAAAUCAGUAUGUGUUAGAGAAAUCCAGGAAGAAGCCUUUCUACUUAUUGUGUGUGUGAAUGUGAAUGUUUUACAAACCAUAAAGAAAGGAAGCCAAAGUUGGCAGAAUUAUUUUUUUAAGGUAGACUAUUUGAGGAUUUUUUUCCCUUAUACAUGAAAAAGUGAACCCUAUUUCAUGUAGGUUAUACUCCAUAGUAUUAGUAGUAGCAUCUUAAAACAUAUCUAGUACUGGUUUAUUAAAAAAACAAACCCUGUUUUUGUGUUGUACUGGGGGCCUAAUGAAAAAUGGCUGCUUUGAAAAUAGGAUUUGUAAAAGAUACGCAUAUCCACAUGACUGUAAGGAUAACUUUUAAGACAGAAAUUGACCAGUCCUUUUAAAGGCAUCUCAGUUUGUGCAUUCCUCAAUUGUAUAGGUUUAAGAAUUUUUUAAGAACACCUUACUUUCAAGUAAAUUUAUGCCAGAACUAGAAACAGCUGAUAUUUGUCAUUGCGGUGUCAUCUAUGGCUUGCCGAAAUGGAAGGGUAAAUAUUGUCUGGAUUACAUCUAGUUUUGAGUUAAAAGAAUGUUUUUUACUUUUUUAAAAAAACAUGGAAUUUAGCAGUGUAUAAACAUUAAUAUAUUCUCAUUUGAUGUAUUUCAUGAUGAGCCGUGAUGAGCCAUUUUACCCAAUGUGCAGCUGAAAUGCAUUCUUUUUAACACAAUACAGGCAGCUGCUUCACGAAGCAACUGUUACAACUUACUAAGCUGCUUCAAAUCAACCUCCUCAACCUGGUGCCUUCCAGAUGCUUUGAACUGCAACUCCCCUCUGCUCCAAUCAACAUGGCAGUGGCCAGGGGUGAUGAGUUUUAGUCCAAAACCACCAGGAGGGCAUCAGGUUAGAGAAGGAUAUAGCACACCUUGGCUUAUUGUGACAUGAGUGAGCUUUGAGAUUCAUCUGUGAAGAGACCAGAAGCUUUCACAUCCACUUUUGAUCAAUUGCAGCUGUUCAGUUCAUCCAAACUCAAUAAUAAUUAUUAAAUAAGAUGUGGUUGAAACAAAUCAACUUCAAACUAUGGGUUAUGAAGCAGGCUUUUUUCAACAAAUCAUAGUUUAUCCACAGUUUAGGUUUUGGAUAUAAUGGUGAAUUGUGCUCAAUUGAAGCUAAUAAAACAAAACCAGAAGUGAAAGCUUUUGACCUCCUUGUAGCCACACAGAGGAGCAGCAGGAGCUUGAGACUAUUUGGGCCUUCUUCCUAUCAAUAAACCAUGGCUUAUUGUGACAUCUGAACUCCUCCACCAGUCAAUUCUCAUAACCUGGAACACAUUUUGUGUAGUGAAGGCAUGUGUUGGAGCAAAUUCUAGCCUACUUCAAACUUUUCUGCUCUUUGGUUUUGAGGAGCAGUUAGUGCUACCUGUUCAGAAAUGGAAUUGCUGCACAAAUUUGUGGAUUCCAGUCAAGCCACUUGGCUAAUCCUCUUAAAAUCAGCCACCUUAGUUCUAUUGAAGUUGCAGAGGCUAAUCUUAUGUUGAAUGCAAGGAUGCUAGCCAAUAGGUUUCUGGAUCUCAACUAGCCUUUACCCGUUCUUGAUCAAUUAAAAAUAGAGCUAAUUCUUAAAUCAGAGGUGGCAUUAAUGCUGACUAUUUCUAAAGCAUUUUUAAGAGCCCUUAUUGGAAGUCUUUAUGGGAUUGCAAGAUUUCCUUAUAUAUUUUAGUUAUUCCAACAGUUGAUUUAUGUACAAUUGCUGUAGAACCAGGAAAGAGGACUGUUGAGGUCUUCCUUAUGCAUUGCUACUUUACCUUUUUGGUGGUGGGGGGAUGUAAUUUGCAUUGUUUAAAUGCAGGCUCUUUUAUUAUAUGGCUAUUUAGGUUUGUUCCCCAACUUCAAAAUGGAAAGUCACUAAUUUGACAUGGAAUUGCAAACAAAGCAAGUGAUCAGUGGCUUCCACUCUGCACCUCCUGCUCAGCAGUGUUGCAGUCAAACCUCAUUUUUCCAGAACAAAAUUAUUCUGUUAACAAGCUGUAAAGUGUUGGAAAGGUGUAUUUGUGAAAUGAUCAAAUACAUCUACCUUUGCCUUCUGGGCUCUUUGUUAUAAAGGCCACUUGUUUGUUAAUACUCCCAGUUUGUCCCCCACAUAUUAUUGCACGCAUGUAAAAACUGCUGUACAAUUCUCAUGGAGCUGUAGUUUAAUAAGAUUUUUUCAGCUGCUUUUCUUUCACAUUGACAUGGCUAGAUUGGUAUAGCUGGGAACAGGCAGGCAUAUAUUGAUGGACAGGCAGAAAAGUUACAAUAAUACUGUAAAUUCUGGAUCUUGAAGCCAAGGUUUCCUAUCUUUUUAGUGCUAGAAGUAUGAGCUUGCUCACUCACCCUCCCUCCCUCCCUCUUUUUAAAAUGUGUGUGGCCUAUAUCCCACAUAGUAAACAUUCUAGUUCAACAGAGUCUCACUUUUAACCUCAUCUGUCCCCUGAUGGGCCAAUUUUUUAUUUUUUUUUAAAUUUCUGGGUUAGUAUACUUUGCAAUAUGGUAAUAGCUUUUUUCAAAAACUGCUGCGUCUCUCUAAAGCACGAACUUUGACUCUCAUAUUGAGUUUGCACUGCAGUGGUAAGGGAGAAAAGCAGCUAAUUGUGUACCAGGUGUGGUCCUGAUUAUUAUUAUUAUUACUAUUAUUAUUAUUAUGCAAUAGCUUGGCUUUUACAACAGAAUAUGUUGUGUUCAUCUCUGCUUUGGCAGGUAAGGUUUCCAGUAUGUCCGCUGUCUUAGGUACGUUUGGAAAAAAUGGAACAGCUGGAGUACCUCCAAACUACAGGAGGCACUUUUUGUACUUGAUUGUAUAUGAAAAUAUUGAAGCCAGUUUUGCAAAUUCUUGUAUAAGGUAGUAUUUUUCUCCUGAAUGCUAGUGGUGUUGAAGGCUGUUCCAUGUAGAUAAAAGUAAUUAACACACUGUGCUCAGGACGUGCAUUUGUGGUGAAGUGGCUAUGCCAGUUUAUUCUGCUGAAGUUUUGCAGCAAAAACUAACCAUAGCUUUCUGGGAUAUUGCAAUGAACAGAGUGCUAAGCCACCUCACAUUACAAGUUUCAUUGUGAAAACACACUGUUGUAUUCACUGACUGUUAAUAUAUGAAGCUGCUCAAAGAGAUUUGAAAUGAUUGAACACUUAGGGUCUGUUUGCUGCAUCACGAAAUAUUUGUAGAACCAGCCUCUAAUACAAAGGGUGGUAUUCAGCCUUUUACUCAAGAGCAGCCCUGUGGAAAUUAAAGGACAUAGCUUAGUAAUGCCCACUAAUUUCAGUGGGACUAUUCUGAGCAAAACGUCGUUGAAUACUACCCAAAUAAAUUACCUUUACAAAACAAAACUGAGUGUUUAACAGUGGUACCUAAAGUUCUGGAGAAUGUUUCAAAACCACUUAAAGUGCUGGAAGCAAGUAGUGCUGAAGAUGUAUUUGUUAUGGUAUAAAAUCUGCUCCCCCCCACUCUCCCAGCCUCUGAGCACCUCUAACUCUUGCCGUAUGCAAAUGAAGUUUCUGUUCAGAGACUCAUUUAAGAGCACUGAGAGCAGCUCUGGCACUGACUCCACUGAGAUAAUGGGAAACUGUUUAGACUAGAAUGCACUUUCUGACUUUUCUCAUUGAUGGGGCGGGGAACGACCUUUAACACUACAUCCUCUGCUUUUUGACUUUUUAAGUUUCUCGUGAAAGGAGUAUUAUGUAUUUAAGGGUAUUAAGUACAAUAUUUAAAUAUGCUGCUUUAAUUUCAUAACAGCAUCGAUGUAGCCUUCUGGGACUCUGGCUUAUGUUUACAAAACAAUUAUUGAAUAUUACAGUAAAUAUUCUAUUUUGGUUCUAUCUUGCACCAUUGCUUCACCUCUUGGUGGACUGAAAGGUACUAUAAUGCUUCAUGUGCCUGAAAUAAGAACAUAUGUGACAGAUUAUUAUUUUUUUUUGUAAGCCAAAUGCAGCCUUACUUAUAACAGGAGCUUUCAUACCUCUGUGAUCCUGGGUUUGUCAUUAAAAUGCCUGUGUGAAGAACACUUCCAUGUCUUACAAAUGUGUGAGCCUGAAUUUUUUCCCCUCCCCCACUUGCGCUCUCCCUGUGUUAAGUGUUCUUGGGCUUAGUCUCCAAACCCUUACGCUCAGUGGUAGCUAGAGAGGCAUCUCUUAAAUUCUAUGGGUCGUAUUCGAAACCAAUGCUUCGGAGACAUAAUUGGCAUAUCUGUAUCUCGCGACAUCAUGCCAGUGACAACGGGCUUCUGCUAAACCAGUUAUGACUCUGUGUUUCCUUGCAUAAAACCUGAAAACUGAAAAGGAAAUAAACGUUGCUGUAUAAAACACGAAA